CCUUGUUUUGCCCACAAAAUAAUAAUAAUAAUAAAAUCAUCCAAAUUAUUAAAUUUGCUAAAAUUCAACUUGAUUUUUCAUCAUCCAGGAUCCCCAUUGCUCGCAUGCUGGCAAUGCAAGCUGCAGUUUCUCUCUUUUUAUUUCCAUAAAAAAAAAAUUGUUGUAAUUUAAUUUUUGUUUUGGAUUGAGAGAUUUGAGAUUGGAGAUUUAUAAUGCCUUGGAGCGUGGUUAACGAUGGCAGCGGAUUCCCCAGGAUUAUUCUCACGGAGCCCACUGGAUCUUCUGCUGAGGUUUAUCUCCACGGUGGGCAAGUUGUUUCGUGGAAGAAUCAAAGGCGACAAGAACUGCUUUUUAUGAGCUCAAAAGCUGUUGUAAAGCCAACUAAGUCCAUCAGGGGAGGAAUACCCAUCUGCUUUCCUCAGUUUGGCAAUAUGGGAUCUCUAGAGCAGCAUGGAUUUGCAAGGAACAGAUUAUGGGAAUUAGACAGCUCGUCAUCUCCACCAACGACUUCUAAGAGUCAGUCAUCAGUUGACAUCAUCUUGAAGUCCACAGAUGAUGACCUCAAGACAUGGCCACGCAGCUUUGAAUUGCGACUUCGUGUUAUACUAGCUCCUGGUAAACUAACCUUAAUUCCCAGAGUGAAGAACACUGAUAGCAAGGCACUGAGCUUCACCUUCGCAUUACGCAAUUACCUGUCUGUUUCAGAUGUCAGUGAAGUCCGUGUUGAGGGAUUGGAGACACUUGAUUAUCUUGAUAAUCUUGAGGGGAAGGAGAGAUUCACAGAGCAAACAGAUGCGGUAACUUUUGAUGGGGAGGUUGACAGAGUAUAUUUAAGUACACCAUCGAAGAUUGCAGUCAUUGAUCACGAGAGGAAAAGAACCUUGGAACUUAGAAAACAAGGAUUUCCUGAUGCCGGAGUCUGGAAUCCAUGGGAAAAGAAGGCCAAAUCUCUUGCAGAUUUUGGGGACGAAGAUUACAUGUCAAUGUUGUGCGUGGACUCUGCUGUGGUUGAGACUCCAAUUGUCCUGAAACCUGACGAGGAGUGGACCGCGAGCCAAGAACUUUCAAUAGUUGGAUCCAGUUACUUCAGUGGGCAGUUGGACCCUCGCAGAGUUUUACUCGGGCAAUAAUGAAUUCUUCCUUUUUUUUAACCCAUAGAUUACGACGGUAAUUUGCAGUCAUUGAUGGGUUACGUUGCUAUGGCUAAUCAUGAACUUGUGUGGUUUUGACCUACAUGGCAUCACACCUGUAUUUAAUUAGGUGGAUGCCCCUUCUAAAAUUCUCUCUACUAUGGUUUGAUGAUGCUACAGAGUACAGUUAUUCUUGUUAUGCUUCUCAGUUUUCACAGGAAUCUUGUUUAUAUGCUUAUUAUAGGCCCUAGA
Molecule: messenger RNA, 1382 nt
Organism: Asparagus officinalis (garden asparagus)
Lineage: Eukaryota; Viridiplantae; Streptophyta; Magnoliopsida; Asparagales; Asparagaceae
Product: putative glucose-6-phosphate 1-epimerase
Exons: 8
Coding region: 213-1130 (305 amino acids)
Biological process (GO): carbohydrate metabolic process
Molecular function (GO): isomerase activity; carbohydrate binding
Source: RefSeq, a predicted model, not a curated record